CCAUUUUCGAUGGAUCGAUGGUAAUUCGGUAACCCUCCGCAGUGCGGCGCCAGCGUCGCCGCUAGAGCAACUCAGCCGCUCAGUUGGAACUCGGGUUCACUCAGUCUACGACCGUUUGCCACGAGACUUCGAUCACAUCGGUCUUUCCCCGUCUUUCUCUUCCUCUCCUCCCUUCUUUUUCCCGCUUGGAGAACAGAAAGCAACUACCACCACCACUACACACCACCACCACCAUUACCACCACCGCUGGCGACGCCGUCGACGCCGACGCCGCUGCCGCCACUAUCGCCACCACCACCACCACUGUCACCGCCACCGACGACCGGAGAGACGCACGUAGUCUAAACGUGAGACUCGCACGGACGUUGUCGUUCGUCCUCGCCGGUGGUCCUCGUACACUGUUUUUCGAGCCAGCUCCGGUUGUACUUCGACUUCAUCCUUCAUCGAGGAGUGAUCAGAGAUAACAGGGCGUUCGAUUACCGAGGGCGUUGAUCGGCGAGCAGCAAGAUGGCAGCUUUCGUGGCGAAGCAGAUGGUCGGCAACAAGCUGAACGCGGUUAAAGGAGCCGUUGGUGGCGAAGGCGGAGACGAAGAUGACAAGGAGAAGGAAGAGGAGGCCGAGAGAGAGAGGCAAGAAGCCAUCAGGGAGGCUGAGGAGCGAAGGAAGGAGAAACACCGCAAAAUGGAAGAGGAACGAGAGAAGAUGCGACAGGAAAUCAGGGACAAGUAUAACAUAAAGAAGCGGGAAGAGGUGCAAGAGAUGACUCAAGAGGAGCCCAAUCCUUUGAUGCGCAAGAAAAAGACGCCAGAGGAAUUGGCCGCGGAAGCCGAGGCGGAAGAAGAGGACGAGAUUACAAGUACGUGUCGAUUCAAAGCUCGCAUUCGAGAAGAAUGCAUAGUCGAUGGGGGGGAAGAGAGAAACGAGGGGGUUGAAGCAAAUUUUUGCGAUAUUAGGGGCGGUAUGAUUACGCAUACGAUUAACACGAGUUAAAUUGGCGCACAAGGGAUGAUCGAUGAAGGGUUAACGAGCGUUGGUUAGAAAUUAAACAACGCCGUCCCAGCUCUGUUGGCUAAAUUGGGCCGCACACAAUCCCGGUCGAUUCUCAUGGUGAAAUCGGCGUUGCGUAAUUGAAAGAGUUUGGAAAAAAAACUGCAAGCCAACUUCCGACCGUUCAUUUGCGAUUUCCCAUUGUUUCGUAAACUAAACUGGAACACGUAUGCGCGUAUGCACACGCACAUACGCGCCUACGCGCGAACGAAUAAAAUGUAUACAAGGUGUUGGAUGAUAUAUACAUUCGUGGACACGCUUUUGGGUUUUCGAGAUUCUAGAAAAUUCGAGAAUUUGUGGGAAACGAGAAAAAUAAACGUUCCGUCUGUUCGUCGCGUUACAAGUUACGUUACGCUUAUGUUUAAAUUUAAAUUCAAAGACAAUGAAAUAAACGAAAAAACGGAAUGAUUCUCUCUUCCAUCUACAUACCGAUUUUUCAUUUCGCGUUCUCCACAUUGAAAUUAUAUUUCCAUCUCCGAAUAAAACAUCUUGAGAGGUGCCUCUAAUUCAAUUUGAUUAACAAUCGAUCGGUCCAAAAGUGGUGUCCCCCAAAUAUGUAUCAACAACUUUAUUAAAAAAGAAAGAAAACUAUCCAGAUUAAUGUUAUACACGUUGUGUCUGCUGUGUUUUUCAGAGAUCAAGAACGCGUUAGACACGCAUAUACAAGAGAUCAAAGCGCAAGUACUUGAUGGUAAAUGCGACCUCCAAUAAGCCUACCUAACACUCCUCGAAGCGGUCGGUAAGGAGGGCGGUGCAUCAUGCGCCGCCAGGGCCGCAUCCGCCUCUCAGCCCCUACGACACCACGAAAGAAGAAGAGAAGAACGAGCGAGAUCUGACGCGUUAUCGGAGAAGCGAAAGGAAAGAACGAUACGAAAGGAAAGGUUCAGCGUCGUCGUCGUCGUUGUAAUCCUCGGUUCGGUCUUCGUCGUCGUCGUGUUGUUGUUGUUGCUCGUUCGAGUGCAAUCGAGAAUCGAUUCUCACCGCGUGUCCACGGAUGGCGAUCAGACACUCGAGACAUCACGCACCCCCCUCCUUCCUCCCCCGUCCGCCGAGCUUCGACCGAUCCAACGACCGAUCGAUCUCAUCGAGGCGUGAAAGAUCGAAAUCGAGCCGAAAAACCGACGAUUCUGAUCGAUUUUCGACGGGGGGAAAUCUCGGAGGGGGUGAUGAUGAUCGCGUUUUGAGUGUCGUCCGUUGCGGUUGUCGACCCGAAUCGAAACGAAUUCGAGAGAUCGUUACGUGGAUAUGGCCACGGGGUGAUCUUGGGAAUGGAAGAAUCUCUGGAGAGAUUCUUCGAAGAAGGAGGACGAGAGAUCUCUCGCGUCGAAACAACGAACAAACGGUUUGUCGAGUUAUCGGGAUGAUCGAGAGUGACGAUGAACCGUUUCCAGGAUUUGAACCGAUCGAGUGAAGAACCGAGUGCGUAUAAAUAUAGAGAAUAUAUGAUAGGGGAAAAAAAAAACUAGGGGACGAUGACGGGAUAAAAAGCGAGGACAUUGCGGCAGACACGAGAAAGUGGAAAUAGUAUGAGAGUUCGCUAAUAUUAGAUUCGGAGAGAAAGAUGGAAGGGCGAAGAAAAGAUCCGAAAGAAAGGAGAAUUCGUUUAUGCCUUACGAUUCGAGGAGAGGAAAGAGACGAGACUAUCGGCGAGGAUAAAGGGAAAAGAAAAAAAAGAAAGAGGAAAGGAAAAAAAGAAA
This is a messenger RNA of Apis cerana (Asiatic honeybee), 2744 nucleotides long. RefSeq names its product synaptic transmission protein complexin (gene cpx). Gene Ontology annotation, biological process: synaptic vesicle exocytosis; regulation of neurotransmitter secretion; neurotransmitter transport. Gene Ontology annotation, molecular function: syntaxin binding. Gene Ontology annotation, cellular component: terminal bouton; SNARE complex. The record is from RefSeq and is a predicted model, not a curated record. Lineage: Eukaryota; Metazoa; Arthropoda; Insecta; Hymenoptera; Apidae.